Molecule: messenger RNA, 420 nt
Organism: Auxenochlorella protothecoides
Lineage: Eukaryota; Viridiplantae; Chlorophyta; Trebouxiophyceae; Chlorellales; Chlorellaceae
Exons: 2
Coding region: 1-420 (139 amino acids)
Source: RefSeq, a predicted model, not a curated record
AUGCCGGGCCGGAAAGUGCAAGUUAAUUCUCUCACAUACUGUGGCAUACAAGCACCUGCCAGGUAUACAAAUCCCUUCGCAGCACGUCCCGAAUAUUGCCGCGGGGUUCAUCAGAACCCUACUCUUUGUGGCACUCACCCGGCCAUACCCUGGGUCCCGGGUGUCCUGCCCUCGCAGAAUUCCACUCACACCCAUCAUGGCAGAGUCGGUGUCGCAAGCCCUCCUUGUGGUGGACAUGCAGAACGACUUCCUGCUGCCCUCCUCCCCAGUCUGUGUGGCUGGCGGGAUGGAUGCGGUCCCCGCCGUCAUGCAAGCUGUGCAGUUUGCCAGAGAGAAUGGCGUGCCAGUCAUCUGGGUCUUGAGGGCGCACCAUCACCUAGGCGUGGACGUGGAGAUCUCAAGAAAGGGCCACUUCAGUGA